Messenger RNA from Closterium sp. NIES-65, 5559 nucleotides. The record is from the annotation of a GenBank genome assembly. NCBI's taxonomy places the organism in Eukaryota, Viridiplantae, Streptophyta, Zygnematophyceae, Desmidiales, Closteriaceae.
AUGGGGGCUGACGACCUUUCUCUCUUUGACCUCACCUCUGGCGCCUCUCCUGCUCCUGCUGCUGAUGCUGAUCCCACUGUCCGCUCUAAGUGGGCCACCCGCGAUGCUGCUGCACGUCUUGCUGUGCGUCGCCACCUCCCUACCUCUGAGCGUGCGCACUUUAGUCAGUACAAGAGUGCUCAGACCUUGUACGACGCUGUAGUUGCACGCUACUCCUCCCCUGCCACUGCUGCACUGAGCCGUCUCAUGCUUCCCUACCUCUUUCCUGACCUCUCUGCCUUUCCCACUGUCGCUGACCUCAUUACGCACCUCCGCACUAGUGACACUCGCUACCGCGCCGCCCUUCCUGCUGAGUUCUGCGCUAAGAACCCCCCCCCCAUGUACAUCGCUCUCUACUACGUAGUCGCGCGCCUCCCUGACUCCCUUCGCGUCGUCAGGGACCACUUUCUCGCAGUCUGUCCCACCACCCUCACCGUCGACCUCCUCGAGAAGGCCCUCCUCGCAGCGGAGAAGAGCAUAGUCGCUGUAGGUGCUUCUCGUGGUGACCCUCGCACCCCCAUCUUUGAGGGGUGCUCUCCUUCCCCCUUGCUGCCCUCUGUUGCCUCUGCUGCUGCUGCCGACCUGCUUGGUCUUGAGUCGGUCGGCGCGGCGUCUGCCCCUAGUGGGAGACGUCGCUCCAGCAAGGGCAAGGGGGGCAAGGGCGCGGGUGGAGCUGGAGGGGGCGGUGGCGGUGGCGGCGGUGGCGGCGGAGGGAGUGGGGGUGGCGGCGGGACUAGUGGCGGGGGUGGUGGUGGUGGUGGCAGCAGCGGCGGAGACGGUGGUGGUGGUGCCAGCGGUGGUGGUGGAGGCAGCGGCGGAGGUGGAGGCGGCGGAGGUGGAGGCGGUGGAGGCGGCAGCGGAGGAGGCGGUGGUGGUGGAGGAGGUGGAGCUGGUCGAGGUGGUACCCAGCAGCGUAGCGGCGGUGGUGGUGGCCAGCGCUCGCAGCGGCAGCAGCAGCAGCGCUCGCGGGACAUCCCUCCGCCUCAGCAGCUUCGUGAGUGGUACGCUGGGCAUCAGAGGGGUGGGGGUACUGGUCCCUGCACCUACGUUCUUCGUUCCGGCGACCGCGCGGGUGAGCAGUGUGGGGGUGCCCACGCCACCCAGCGCUGCUUUGGCCGCCUGACGGACGCUUGGCGUUGGCAGUUCCCUGGGGCUAGUGAGAUCCCUCGCUGGGAUGAGCUUCUAAGGGCUGGUGUAGCGAUCUUUGAUCUUGAUUUUGAUGCUAUCCUUGCUGCUAUGUAUGUUGUGGAUUAUAGUGAGGAGAAUGAGGGUUACCGUUGUUUCCAGCCCGACCCGGGCAUUGGUACUGCUGCGCUAGGUACUGCGUCGUCCUCGUCCUCCCUCACUUUCACACUUGACUCCGGAGCUUCUCGCUCCUUCUUUCGGGACCGCACUACCCUUACGCCGCUCGGCCGGCCGGUUGCGAUCUCCCUUGCUGACCCCUCUGGGGGUCCUGUCCUGUCUCACUUCUCCACUGUCCUCCCGUGUCCGGCUGCCCCUUCGGGCACCCUGUCGGGUCUGUACCUUCCCUCGUUCUCUACGAACUUGGUCAGUGGAGCGGACCUGCAGGAUGUGGGGGUUCACCAGUUCACUCCUGCGAGUCAGCGGGUGACCCACUGCACGGAGGCACGCACAGGCCGACACCUGGCCACGUUCUCGCGUCGGCCGGGGUCGAGUCUCUACACCCUGACCGUUGAGUCUCCUCCUGUCCCUGCGUCUGGUCAGGUGGCUGCGUCGGGUCAGGUGCUUGCUGCUGCGUCCCGGUCAGGUCUUGAGUCUGCCCCCUGUUCUUGUCGCCUCCUGUCUCACGAGACUCUCCUGUGGCACCACCAUCUUGGCCACCCCUCCUUGCCCCGUCUUCGGAGCAUGGCUUCCCGUGUCCUUGUCUCUGGUCUUCCCCAGUCUCUCCCUCCUCUCCCCUCCGGGCCAGGACCUUCCUGUGUCCCCUGUGUCGAGGGUUGCCUCCGGGCUACUCCUCACUCCUCCCACUUCCCCCCGACAGAGGCUCCCCUGCAGACGCUUCACAUGGAUGUGUGGGGCCCAGCCCCCGUCGGUGGGCAGGGUUACGAGCGCUACUUCCUGUUGGUGGUUGACGACUACCCGCGUUACACCACAGUCCUCCCCUUGCGCAGCAAGGGUGCGGUCACUGAGGUACUGAUCGACUGGAUCCGCGAGGCUCGUCUCCAGCUCAGGAAGAGCUUCGGCUCGGACUUUCCUGUUCUGCGUCUGCACUCGGACAGAGGCGGAGAGUUCUCUUCUCGCCUUCUGCGGGACUACCGUCGUGCACGGGGGAUCCGCCAGACCUUCACGCUUCCGGACUCACCACAGCAAAAUGGGAUUGCUGAGCGCCGCAUUGGCAUGGUCAUGGAUGUCGCUCGUACGUCCAUGAUGCAUGCGGCUGCCCCCCAUUUUCUGUGGCCGUUUGCGGUGAGGUACGCGGCGCAUCAGCUCAACCUUCACCCCCGGGUCUCUCGGCCUGCGAUGUCCCCAGCCUUGCUGUGGACUGGGAAGGUUGGCGAUGCGUCUGUGUUCCGUGUCUGGGGAUCUCGGGCGUUUGUCCGCGACUUGUCUGCGGACAAGCUGUCCCCUCGUGCUGCUCCCUGUGUCUUCCUUGGCUUCCCCACUGACGCCCCAGGGUGGCAGUUUUACCACCCCUCCUCUCGUCGUGUUCUGUCCUCCCAGGACGUCACGUUCGACGAGUCAGUCCCCUUCUACCGUCUCUUCCCCUACCGCACUCCUUCCCUCCCCCCUUCCCCGGACUUCCUUGUGCCGGUUCCCCCCCCGGUAGACCCCCUCCUCCCUCAGGUUCCUGCCCCCUCAGGUGUGUCCCAGGUAGACGCCGUUGACCCGGUCGAGGUUACUGGUGACUCUGGUGCUGCUGCGGGUGCUGAGCCUGGGGGUGCUGACUCUGGGGGUGCUGUGCGCGGGGGUGCUGAGCCUGGGGGUGCUACUGCUGGGGGUGCUGGGCCUGGGGGUGCUACUGCGGAGGGUGCGGAGCCUGGGGGUGCUGAGCCUGGGGGCUGGGAGCUGCUGAGCCUGGGGGUGCUGCGUCUGGAGCUGCUGAGCCUGGGGUUUCUCCUGCUGCUGCGUCUCGCCGGGAGCCCCUCUCUUCACAGGAGCUGCGCGAGUGGUUCGCUCGCCGCUGGAGGCGUGCUGCUGAGUCUGGAGGUGCUGCUGGAGCUGGAGCUGGAGCUUCUUCGACCGUCGAGGGUGCGGGUGCUGCCGGUCCCGGAGCUGCAGGACCAGCGGGUCCUCCUGGAGCUGGAGCUGCUGAGGGCGUUGGUGCUGAGCCUACUGCUGUUGGUACCUGCCGCUGGAGGUGUGGGUGGCGCUGGUGCUGUCGCUGAGGGUGCUGGUGCUGUCCCUGCUGCGUCUGGAGCUGCCGCGCGGCCUCGGCCGUACUUCGUUCCGCUCCUGCAGCAGGUUCUUGGUCUUUCUCAUCCAGUAGAGGGUCCACCGCCUGUCCAGUCGCAGUCCCUGCUGGAGCCUUCCUCUCCACUGCCUGCUCCCUCUCCUUACACUGGUCCUACUGGAGGUCUUGCUGAGCGUCGUGAGCCUGCGUCUCGUCCCGCGUCGCCUGUUCGUGCUGCUCGCGCUAGUGGUCGCAGUUCGCGUCAGCGUCCUCCUCCUGUCCCUGGCACGCACCGGAUGUCUUUGCGUCCGUCCACUGCUCCUCUGCGUGCCCCUUUGCCUUCUCCUCCUGAGUCCUCUCUUCCUGCGCUUGCCGACCCUGAGUCGGACUCUCUUCGUGCUGCCAGUCCUACUGUCACGCGUCUGCUUGCUACUGUCGUCACUGACCCCUCUUUUGAGUCCAUUGCUGCGUCUGCUCUAGUCACUGAGCUCGUCGACUUUGCUAGUCGCUGUCGUCUCGACUACGCUGCUAGUCUUGUUGCUGAGUCUGCGUCUGUCUGUCCUCCGUCCGUCGGGGGUGAGUGUGCUCUUGGCACGGACGUCCUAGAGGACAGGCAGGAGGAGUUACAGUGUCUAGCGGCUGCUUCACCUCCUCUCGCGUCUGUACUGCUUGCCCCUGAGGGAGACCCGGAUGCACUAGACAUCCCGACUCCGCGUUCUUACGCGGAGGCCGUAGAGGGUCCCUACUCCUCUCAGUGGCAGGCAGCUAUGGAUGCAGAGAUGGCUUCCUUGAAGUCCACAGGCACCUACGUUGACGCGGUUCCCCCUCCUCGGGCGAACAUCGUCAGUGGCAUGUGGAUCUUCAGGGUGAAGCGGCCGCCGGGCUCUCCACCUGUCUUCAAGGCACGGUACGUUGCUCGUGGCUUCAGUCAGCGGCAGGGAGUUGACUACUUUCAGACCUUCUCUCCCACCCCGAAGAUGACUACUCUUCGGGUGCUGCUGCACAUAGCCGCUCAGCGCGACUACGAGCUUCACUCUCUCGACUUCAGCACUGCGUUCUUGCAGGGUAGCCUGCACGAGGAGAUCUGGCUUCGCCGUCCACCUGGCUUCACUGGGACUUUCCCUCCUGGCACCCAGUGGAGCCUCCGACGGCCAGUCUACGGUCUCCGCCAGGCACCGCGUGAGUGGCACGACACACUGAGGACUACGCUUGCGGCUCUUGGGUUUGCUCCUUCUACUGCUGACCCGUCGCUGUUUCUGCGCAACGACACUUCUCUGCCGCCGUUCUACAUCCUCGUGUACGUCGAAGACUUGGUCUUUGCCACAGCGGACACUGCUGGACUCGCCUACUCACACAUGGUGCAGCAGGUCCUUCAGCGCUUCGGCUUCACGUACUCCUCGCCUCAGGCCACUCCUCUGUCUACUCGCCACUCGCUCUCAGCUCUGCCUUCGGAUGAGUCCGUAGAGCCGAGUGGCCCGUACCCAGAGCUUGUUGGCUGCCUCAUGUACCUGAUGACCUGCACACGACCUGACCUUGCAUACCCUCUGAGCAUUCUUGCACGCUAUGUUGCUCCUGGGAGACACCGACCAGAGCACAUGGCUGCAGCGAAGAGGGUGUUGCGCUACCUGUGCAGUACAUCGGGCAUGGGGCUAGUGCUUGGAGGGCGGAGUCCAGUGGUCCUUAUAGGGCACGCGGACGCUUCUUGGGCUGACGACCAGGCUACGCAGCGGUCGUCACAGGGUUACACCUUCAGUCUUGGUUUCGGCUCUGUCUCGUGGCGGGCUACUCGCUCGUCUUCGGUUCUCAGCUUCAGUUGUGAGGCUGAGAUCUACGCUGGGGCCAUGGCUGCACAGGAGCUUCGCUGGCUCACCUACCUGCUGACUGACCUUGGAGAGCCGCCUCGUUCUCCUCCAGUGCUGUACGUAGACAACAAAGCCAUGCUGGCCUUGUGUCGAGAGCAGCGUCUGGAGCACAGAACGAAGCACAUUGCUCUUCGCUACUUCCUUGCUCGUGAGCUGCAGCAGCGUGGACAGUUGCGGCUUGCGUACGUGGCCUCUGAGGCCAACACUGCUGAUGUGUUCACCAAGGCACUCGCGCCUUGUGACCAUCAGCGCCUCUGCACCCAGCUGGGUCUUGUGCCUGUCUUGCCUCACUUGCUCUCCUCUUGA